This is a messenger RNA of Sphaeramia orbicularis (orbiculate cardinalfish), 4757 nucleotides long. RefSeq names its product PPARGC1 and ESRR induced regulator, muscle 1a (gene perm1a). The coding region runs from base 69 to 4148 and encodes 1359 amino acids. The record is from RefSeq and is a predicted model, not a curated record. Lineage: Eukaryota; Metazoa; Chordata; Actinopteri; Kurtiformes; Apogonidae. Gene Ontology annotation, cellular component: cytoplasm; nucleus. Gene Ontology annotation, biological process: response to muscle activity; regulation of DNA-templated transcription. The transcript has 4 exons.
CUUUCUCCUCCUGUAGACCAGGAUCACAGCUGAAACCAGACAGGUUGUACUGAGGCCUGUCUGUCAGAAUGGAAGACUUCGAUUACAGUGUCGAGAUCUGUGACCGUGACUGGGAAUGCUUCUUUGCAGAGUGCGAGGAGUGCAACCUCCUUCCUCCUUCAUUAGCAGGUGUGGAUAGCUCAGGUAUGAGUGACAUGGAUGAUACAGGGUCCAUUCUUGCGAACAGGGAUCAGAAAGAAGGCCAAACAGCAGGCUUUGUAGAGGCUGAACGAUCUAUCGAAGGUCCCCCAGACAGUGAAGGCUCUCCUGUGGAGCUUUACUUCAGCAAACACAGCAUGGGAGGAAUGGAGAGCGUCCUCUCGGGCAGUGAGGAGGAUAUACACCUGCAGUCAGUCAAUAUGUUCUUUGAAAAACUGAAAAGCCUUACAGAGGCUGAAAAAAUUACUGAGCCAAACCAAGUGGGAGCUAGAAAAAACAGAGAAGCAGCAGCACAGGAGGAGGAGCAGUGUAGUGAUGGGCAACAAGCCAGCUGCACUGGCUGUACUUUGCCAAAAAACAUCCCCAAGUUAAACUUUGUGUCUGCCAGGGGUGAAACAGUCGUUGGCAGAGAGACCGUGGAGGCUGUCAACACCAUCAGCAACAUAAACACAAUGAAAACAGAUGAGCCUCGAUCCAAAAUUUCCCCUGAACCUUCUGCCAGUAACUCAAUGCUACACACUUACAAAUCAGCUCACCCUGAAACUGAGUUAUUCAUCAGAGAGGAAGCCUGCACAGAAAACAGAGUUUAUGAGAUAAUAGAGUCAAAUGACUCACAACCGGGGAAGGUUGUCUGGUCAGAAGCAACACCUCAUUCUAACAAAGUGACAAAUUUGGAAGAGGAAAUAUGUACACCUUUGUGUGAUGUCACGCAGGAAGAUUUUUUGAGAAACCCUCUGACUCUCAUUAAAAGCCAACACACUGAUUCACCCAGAAGUCUGGAUUCAGUCACAAAGGUCAAGUGCAAGGACGACAAAAAUGAAAUCUCAGAAGUCUCAAGCAAAUUGUCAAGCCUAGAGUCAUCACCAUCUGCCUCUUUCAAAAGAAAGAGAAGAAAGAAAAGGCGACUUAGUGUUGAACCAGCAGAAAGUGGUUUUGGAAAUGAGAAAGACUCAGAAGAGGAACAGUUCUUAUGGAAAGGAAGACUGGAUCCAUGCUUGCCAGAGGAUUUUUACUUACCUUUGUUAAAAGAGCCACAAAUGAAUUAUGGCUUCACACCUCCUUUAUACACAUACUUGGUCACAAAUGGUCACCCUGUAAACGUUAAAGAAAAAAGAGUAAAAGAUCUUUCCCACUCUGUUCCUUCUUGUGACAUUCAACACCUAAAGUUUCAAGACAGUGUUUUCAAACAAGCUAGCUGGACUGAAAGUAUUACAACAGAUGACAGGUUUGCAAGCCUACAAAGUCAAAGUGAUUCCAGUGUUGUGUCAGCACAAAGCGAUGCUUGUAAUGUAGGGAUAGAUUUACAGCCAUGCAGAAAAUUAACAGUAAAAGAUGGACUGACUGAAGAUCCAUCGAUGACACUUUCAAUUUCAGACUGUGAAAGAGACAAAUCAACCCUUACCACAGAAAAGAGAGACUGUGAAAGAGAGGACACUCAUGCUGAGAGCCUCGAGCUGUCUAAUAAAAUGAAUCAUAGUUUCAUUUGUGAAAAUGAACAGUCUUGUGCAGAUGAGGUCAAAUCAGUAACUCAUACUGUUUUACCGAGUGUAGAGUUAAAUGAUCCUGAUGUGAAAGUCUGCCAGCAUGACACAGUAUCCACUGCUAAGUCUGUCAUGGGCGUGGAGACUGAAAGCUCUGGCGUAGACAACCUUUCACAGUGUCAAAGACUGGCUGAACUACAACAGCUGGAAACUGGGUGUCAUGACACAUACCAAUAUAGCUAUAUGCUGGAAAAAACUAAGCUUCACUCUGUGAAUGGUUCUGAUGUGCAACAACUGGCUAAUCACAACACAAAAACUCUUCAAAUAAAAACCAGCAAUUCUUCAUCGUAUGAGAAUGACCCCACUCAAAGUGACAGCUUGACAUCAAAUGGAGACAGUUUAUCACUUGAUAAAAACCCCUCCAGUGUAGAUAUAUUAGUGAACCAAACAGAACACCCUCCAGAUGAUCCAAAAUCAUCCAAACAAACAGAUUCAUUGGUGAAACAUGAAACACCUGAGAGAUGUGAAUUAGCAGUGGUACAAGUAAUGGGUGAGAAUCUCUUUCCAUGUAGUGAAAUGAAUCAAAUAGGUAAUGGAGAGAUACAAACAAAUCCCAAUUUCUCUGAAUCUGAAGAUUUAUCAGUAUGUCUUCCAAAUAAUUCAUUAAUAUCUUCUUGCUAUUCUCUGGAAACACAAUCUCUUGAGUCACUCUCAAAUGAAAAUAGCAAAGAUGCACUGGGAAGCCCUUGUUCUUCUCUUAGUCCAAGUGACACCAGAUGUGAAGAAAAAAAAUCACAAAUCCUCACAACAGCUGACAAAAGAGAGGAAACAUCUCAGGAUAAAGGCCAGGAUGUAUCAUAUGUCACAGAAGAAUCAAACUGUGACUUAGCUAAUGAAGUGGAAGUUUCCACAGUGAGAUCCCAAGUAGAAAAUGAACCUGUGGAUUCAAAGUGUUCAGUGUUUGCCAUGUCAUCUUUUUGGAGGGAAAUGGAGAAGCUGACAAUAAAUGAUAUUUUAGGUUUAAGAGUUAUCAACAACAAUCCCCCAAGUUCCCUCCCACCAUUACUGGAAACCGAGAAUACUGACUUGGUAAUGAUGGAUUCUGGCUGUUUCUGUCAGGUCGAUGAAUCCAAUCUAGGACAAACUAGCAUGGAAGCGUCCAUUGUCUCUGAUCCUGUUGACUCAAAUUUAAGUUCUGUUAUAGCAGUUGAUGCAUCCUCUUCAAAAAGUGUCAUGUGGGAAAGUGAACCAGUUUCAGUCAGCCUACCUGUGGGUAUUUACCCAUCGAGUAUGACUUUAACAGCUGCGAGUGACAUUUCUCAACCAGUCUUGUCUGAUGGCACUCAGAAAUCCCUUCGAAAAAUUUCAAAAAAUGUAAGUGUACAUAAUCUACGUGCCCUUGAAUCUGAGUCUUUUAGCCACAAAUAUGAAGGCCAAACUUCACAAAUUUUAGAGGAAGAGGAAUGUGCAAACUUAGAGUACGUAACUGACAAACAUGUGCCAAAACAAGACUUGAACUCUUUACCUUCAGUUUCAGCAGAAAGCUACAGAAUUUCUCUCACAGAUAUAUUUCAGUAUUUAUUCGGUGGAAAGCAGUCAAACCCCAGUCAGCCACCUACAGACAGCAUUAACAGCAGUUUCACCGAUGGAAAUUCUGUUCCUGAAACGUAUGACCAUUUCUUCUCAGAGUUUGAUACAGAUACCUUCUUCUAUCCGCUCAUCACAGCAACAGAUGAAGCCAAAGAUGAACUUGUGCCAAUCUUCUCCUACUCUCGCUCAGCAAAUAGAAACCUGCAGUUUCCUGAGGCUUAUGAUUAUUUUUUUGUCUCCUCAUCCUCUGAUGAUUCCUCUGAUGAAGAGGAUAAAAAUGACCACAGGCCUGUGAGGGUGGUAACAAGAUUGAGCCGUAAGGCAAGCGCAAGUAAGAUUUCAACAGAUGUAUAUGAUAAUUUCUUCACAGAUAGUGACCUCAAGGAGGAUUUCUUCUGGCCAAAAUCAUUCUCUUUUAGGAACAUUCAGUUAACUGGGCGUGCCAUCCAGAGGCGGAACUCAAAUUCUUUGCCUUUACCUGUAAUGCAAAAACCUCAGUCCCUUCGUAGGACUCUCACUCCCAUCAGUGCCCUGGGAAAUCAAGAUUUUGUUCCUGAUCCACUUCUCUACCACCUGGAAGAGAGGAUCUUCAAACAACUACAACAACAACCUUUCAGAUAUGAGGAUCUGCAAACAGCUGUCGCAAAUCCAAGGUUGGACUCCUCCUUCCUGCCUCUCAGACACUCUGAUAUGUGUCUAGUUUGUAUUGCAUUUGCUUCAUGGGUGCUGAAAACUGCAAACCCACAGGAUGGAGACACCUGGAAGGCUGUUCUGUUGGCAAAUGUAAGUGCCCUUUCAGCCAUCCGAUACCUGCGGAAGUAUGUCAAAGUGGAGGCAGCAGUUAGUGACAAUAAAACCAACCAUGCAGCUAAUGUCUGAAUCUUGAUAUCUGCUGCUAUUAAUAUGCUGAGUUUGAAAUGAUGAUUUUCCCAUGAAUAUAUACUAAGUUGUGAAUGGCUGAAGUAUUGUGAAAUUUGUCAUGUAAAUGUUUGAUGUGCCGCUACAAGUCAGUUUGCAAUGUGUUUGCACUGUAAUUAUGUUAUUAUCUUAGAUUUUAUUAAUUUCUGUGAAAGCUGAAAGGACAGUGGUAGGUAAUGUCAACAGAACAUUCACAUGGAUCAUGAAAUGACCAAAGCAGAGAGAGGCUGUGCAUUUACUGAAAAGAGAGUAGUGCCAGGUUUAGUCAGAAGUGCUGACUGCAGUUUUAGAUGGACAUGUGAUAACAGGUUUACUUGAGGCAUGUAGGAUGAUGUUUGAGCAAGGUUUUUUUUUCCAUUGUAUCACAUGAUUAUGGCAUAUGAUAAAUAUUUCCAUUAACACUAAUUGGAAACAUUUUAUAACAUGGAUGAGACAGUAUUUGUUGCACUGCGAACUUAAAAAAGACACAUUAAUAAGACAGCCUAAUGAAUGCAUAUUUAAUGAUUGGGACUUUUUCUGUGCCAGUGUUGUAUGAGAGACAUUUUGUUUUUCAGUAUAACCUUUUGUAUA